AUGGCGCAUGCGCCGGUGGUGAAGACGACGACGACGACGGUCGCCGACCUCACGGACCUCGUCCUCCAGGCCAUCCUCCUCCGCCUCAGCCCCGCCGACCUCCUCCGCGCGGCGCUCACCUGCCACCGCUGGCGCCGCGCCGCCACCCACGCCCUCCCACGCGUGCCGCCCCUCCUCGGCUACUUCUUCCACCCACAGGGCCCCGGCAAUCCGCCCCCCAUGCCGAUGUACGACACGACCCACCACCCCGCCGUCUUUCUCCCGCUCGACGCCGCCUCCUCCCCGUGCCUCUCCCUCGACCUCACCCCGGGCGCUGCCAGCAGCCUCUCCAUCCAGGACGUCCACCUCGGCCUCGUCCUCCUCCUCCCUCACUCGCGCCCCAAGUCGCUCCUGCCCCGCAUCCUCGCCGUCGACCCGGCGUCGCGCCGCCGCGUCCUGCUCCCGCCGCCGCCGCGCGACGCGCUGCCUGAGCGUGACGAUCGCUGGCGCCGCGACAGGUGCGUCAUCGGCGUCGCCGUUCUCGCGCGCGCGCACCCUAGCAGGCUCACCUUCGACGCCGUCUGCCUCACCAUCGACGGCGACCUCCCGCGCGCCUGGGUCGCGUCCGUCCGCGAAGGCAACUGCGCCUGGCGCGCGUUGCCGAGGGCCGAGGGGAUCACCAUCAACUUCGACCCGUGGUUGUUCGAGGGCCGCUGCGUGCACGCCGCUGGGAACAUCUACUGGCACAUCUGCAACUCCAGCCGCUUACUCCAGCUGGAUCCUUGCACGCUGGACUUCUCCUUCAUGCCCGUGCCUGCCGUCCUGGGGGAUCGCUUCGAAAAGUACCGCAUCGGAGAGACGCCGGAGGAUGGCCGUUUGUGCAUGGCAUCGAUCGUGGAGAAUCUCAGUCUGCAGAUCUGGGUGCGUGGAGAGGCCAGGUGCAGCAGCGACAGGGGGUGGUUGCUGGAGAGGAAGAUUUGCAUGACCAAACUGCUCGACACCGUGCCUGGCCUACCCAAGGACAGCAUGAUGCGGGUGCUUUGCACCUGGCUCAGCGACAUGGACUACGCUCGCACCGGAAAGGUGUUCAUCACUACAUGGGGAUAUGGGCGCUACUCGUUCCAUCUGGAGACCAGCAAGCUAGAGCGAUUGGUGAUGGAAGAUGGCAAGGAGCAUGGAAACCCUAUCUAUGCCUACACCUUGGCCUGGCCGCCUGAGUUCCUCGCCCAAGAAACUGGCCUUCUGGUUGUUGACUAGUGAGAGAAGAUAACAGUGACGCAAAUCAGCUCACCUCUUUGGUCUCUGGGUUAACAAAAGCUCUUUGUUCAGUAUGAGUUAAUGCAGACAAAGCUACUGCUGAUCUUGUCUUUUCAUAUUUUCGGACUAGAUGGCAUUCUGAAGAUAGUAGUAGGGUGUGCCACGUUAUGCUGGUUCCAGGCAAAACAGAUAUGCUUGCUUCUCAUGAGAUAUUUGUCCCAUUAGACUAAGAUGUCAAAUUGAAGACAUUAGGGUGGAAUGUCUCCUGUCCUGCUGAAACUGUGGUUUUGUUCAUCACAAGUAGCAACUAUCAUUUUCUACUCUGAUAACCUUCCUCCUGUUUUGCGCAUCAUUUUAACCUUUUUGUGAGUGGUCCAUCAUUUUGACCUUUGUGGUGCCACACUCUGGUUCUUAACUUUCUCUAUUUGAGCUGUGAUUCAUAUCAUAAUAUAACUGCAUACACUUCCUAGA
Sorghum bicolor (sorghum) is the source of this 1707-nucleotide messenger RNA. RefSeq lists its product as uncharacterized. The transcript has 2 exons. The record is from RefSeq and is a predicted model, not a curated record. NCBI's taxonomy places the organism in Eukaryota, Viridiplantae, Streptophyta, Magnoliopsida, Poales, Poaceae. Gene Ontology annotation, molecular function: protein binding. Bases 1 to 1236 code for a protein of 411 amino acids.